CACGCGCUCCAUGGUAACAACGCUGGGUAGCAUUUAAAGAUGGCAGCCGAAGCAGGCGGCGGCGGCCCGGGCGGGCGGCGCCCGAGUGGACCUCUGUGGACCUUGCUGCUCUUUCUGACCGGUCUUCGGCCGAGCAUCGCCGCCUCCUCUUCGGUUUCCCUGAGCGGUGGCUCCCAUUGCCAGCACCGCGUCCCCUCUGCCGAUGAGGUCAUAUAUAAGGUUCAUCUGAAAACAAAUCAUGUCCUGAAGAGAGAUGUUGAUCAGCAUUUAAGAAUCAAGAUUGUUAAUGAUAAAAGUAUUGAAGAGUUGCUUCCUGAGAAAAAGCACCUUAUAAAGAAUAAACUUUUCCCACAAGCUAUUUCAUAUUUGGAGAAGACAUUUCAAGUCCGUAGACGUUCUGGCCCCAUCUUGCUUAGCAGACAAUGCUCAACAAACCAGUAUAUCAGAAAAAGAAACGACCCUCACAGAUACUGUAAAGAUUCCUGUGCAGAGCAUACCAAAUGUGGCCCCAUCCGAGUGCCUGAGGAGCAUCUUCAGCCAUGUUGGGUUUGUCGUGAACCCAAAAGUAUGUGUGGAUCAUUGGGAUUGCCUGGCAGUGAUGGUAUUAAGGAUGCAGAUUUUGUGCUGUAUGUCAGUGCUCUAACCACUGAAAGGUGCAGCCAAGAGAAUAUCAUCGCUUAUGCAGCCUAUUGCCAGCAAGAAGCAGAGAUGGACAGGCCCGUAGCAGGAUAUGCUAACCUGUGUCCAAAUAUGAUUUCUACUCAACCUCAGGAAUUUAUCGGGAUGUUGUCAACAGUGAAACAUGAGAUUAUUCAUGCCUUGGGUUUCUCUGCUGGACUUUUUGCAUUCUACCAUGAUAAUGAUGGAAAACCUCUGACUUCAAGAUAUGCAAGUGGUUUACCACCUUUUAAUAGCAGUCUUGGAUUGUAUCAAUGGAGUGAUAAGGUGGUUCGAAAAAUGGAGAGGCUUUGGGAUGUUCAAGGUAGUAAGAUGAUACCUCACAGUGUGUUUCUUCUCGUAACACCUCGUGUUGUUGAUGAAGCUCGGAAACAUUUUAACUGUCCGAUUCUAGAAGGGAUGGAACUUGAAAAUCAAGGUGGCCUAGGCACUGAACUGAACCACUGGGAAAAACGGUUAUUAGAGAAUGAAGCAAUGACCGGCUCUCACACACAGAACCGAGUCCUCUCUCGAAUAACCUUAGCAUUAAUGGAGGAUACAGGAUGGUAUAAAGCUAAUUAUAGCAUGGCGGAGACCUUAGACUGGGGCCGUGGUAAGGGGUGCGACUUUGUCAUGAAGAGUUGUAAAUUCUGGAUUGAUCAACAAAGACAAAAGAGACAGGUGCUAACCCCGUAUUGUGACACACUAAGAAGUAACCCACUGCAGCUAACCUGCAGGCAAGACCGGAGGGCAGUGGCUGUGUGUAACCUGCAGAAGUUCUCCAAGCCCUUGCCUCAGGAAUAUCAGUACUUUGAUGACCUCCAUGGAAUACCUGUUGAAGAGUUGCCUUAUUAUGGUGGCUCUGUGGAAAUUGCUGACUACUGUCCUUUCAAUCAAGAAUUCAAUUGGCAUAUAAGUGGUGAAUUUCAACGCAGUUCAGAUUGUAGAAUAUUGGAAAAUCAACCAGAACCUUACAAAAACUUUGGUGCUGAAAAAUAUGGGCCUCAUUCAAUAUGUCUAAUCCAGAAAUCUGCAUUUGUCAUGGAAAAGUGUGAAAAGAAGCUCAGUUAUCCUGACUGGGGGAGUGGAUGUUAUCAGGUUUCCUGUUCUCCCCAAGGCUUGAAGGUUUGGGUCCAGAAUACCACAUAUUUGUGUAGCCGGGCAGGGCAAGUCCUGACUGUAAGCACCCAGAUAAAUGGCUGGAUCCAUGAUGGGGACCUUCUCUGCCCAGCAUGUUGGGACUUCUGUGAACUCUGCCCUCCAGAAACAGAUCCUCCAAUUUCGAACUUCACGAGGGCUUUACCACUAGAUCUCUGCUCCUGCUCCUCCAGCCUGGUUGUCACGCUCUGGCUGCUGCUGGCUAACCUGUUUCCUCUCCUGGCCGGGUUCCUCCUGUGCGCUUUGCACUAGCGGUCAGAAGAUGGAUCCCAGAACCUCUUUCACGUUGUGUUCCUCUUGGCGCAGAACACACAACCUAGACAGGGGCCCGCCUUGUGAAAGAGACUGAAGAGGCAGUAGUGACUUGAGUUUGGGAACCGCUGUUGAUCACAGCCAGAGCUUGGAGCAAUCUGUCCGCCCCCCAGCUGUGCCAGUCACAUUCGGAGAAGGAGAGCGAUCAUAAGAGUUGCCAAGUCCAUGUGUGUUGUCGGACCUGUAGUCAACCCCCGCCCUGGAUGUUUUCUUGAAUCCCUUUGAAAGUGGCCUUGGGGUGCCUCAUCAAUCAUCAGUGUUUGCUCUCGGAAAUCACGGACAAGAUCGGCUGCUGGUGGCCCGGGAGGUCUACAGUGUCCCCAAUUCUCUUGAGCCCUGUGGGGCUUUUCAAUGUUGUGAGCUCUCCUUUGACGUGUGGCUCUUUUGAGUUUCAUGCCGUUCACUGGACCUUCGUGUGCGUUGUUGUGCUGAACGUUUGUUCCGUGGAUGGCUUUCUUCAAGCGGUUUUGUUCUGUCACUUCAGUCUGCCUACCGUUUUCAGACCAGUAGGUGAACUGAAGAAUGGUGUUUCUGUGGCAUGCCUGAGCGCAGCUUCUGCUCAGUGGUUUUGGGACAGCCUUCUCCAGGGCCAUCUUCUCGUAUUAACCUUUGGAAUCUAGUGUUCCGCCACCAUCUCUUUGUGUUCUUCAUUAGCUCCUUGUUUAGUGACUUCUGGGAGAAGAAUUGUGAAGGGUCCAGAACUACCCAGAUAACGACUUGGUCUGAGCACCAAGAACGUGAGAAUAGAAGGGAAGAGAAGGCCUGCUGCCUCCUCAGGCCUCACAAUAACAGGAGGCCAGCCAGGGUUAGAGAGUCCUGGUGUGGACCGGCCAGGGGCAGGAAAGAGGUGCCGGGGUGGCCACAGAAAGCCCUGCACAGAAAGGGGCUGGGGUAGAAAAUAGGUAUCAGGAUUCUCUCCUCAGUAUCCCGCCUCCAUGGCUUUUUUGAGAAGUAGGGAGGCUCCGUUAGUAUUCAUAUAAAGGUUCAUGCCUGAGCUUCAGAAUCUCCUGUUCCAUCAGGAGAGGACAAUUUCUGCAUCACAGCCCCAAAUCUGGGUGCUGGCACAAUCCAGUUCACUCCAGUAUGCUGAUGAUGUGCAAGGCCUUGGGAAUACAAAGGCAACACCUGACCAACAGCCCUUCCUCUCUGAGGAGUGUGUGCGGCCUUCAGGUUGGGUGGGGACAGGGAGAGUUUGACCAAAUCUUAAUUACAGUACAAGUCAGGGGGACAUGAGGGCAAAGAAGACAUCCAGACAUGCUCAUGAAUUAUUUAUUUGUGCUUCUAUAUUAAAGCCUAGAAAUAACUGAUGCCCGGCCUAAAGAGAGUCCAUUUCCUUACUCUACUGAAAGGAAAGCCAAUUUGUGCACCAGGUGGGAAAGGGGACCACAUAUACCUCUGGACGCCAGACCCCUUGAAACUGUGCCAUUUCCCUUAUUCUCUGAAAGGCUGUAGCCCAGAAUGGCUGGGGGUGGCCCCUCUGUCCUUAUUCCUUUCCAGGAAGUUCUCAGUCUCAGUGCUGAAUUUCCCAGCAGCCUUGAUACAGAUUUGGAAUGAAAAUGAACCCCUUUUUGCUAGGAACACAUCACAGCCUGUUCUUGGACAGAGGUUGGAGUCCCUGAUGUAGAUGACACUGGGCUGAGCAGAAGAGUAGAGGGGUGAUGGUUAGGAAGCACACAGACUUAGUUUUUAGUCUACCCAGUAUGUCCAUAGACUUCAGGGAGGUCAGGAUCCAAGGAAAACUUAUCUAUUUUUAAAAAGAAAGACCUGAAGUCAGUUACCUGUAGUGAUUCAUGAAUCACUUGAACUGGACAACACAAUUUUGCCAAAAUUUUAUAGUUCAAAAUAUAUUUACAAGGGUAGGUGUUAUCUUCUGACUGUUGUACAGUAAUAGACUUGGAAGCAUUGUUUCAGAGCAUGGUGCUUUUAUACUUGAAAGAUAUCUUAAUUUAUUUUUCUUAAUAUAAUUCUAUUUGCACUAACUACUUUCUUGAUAAUAUGGCUGACAUUUUUACUUCUGUGUAUAUUUAUUACAUUUGCAAUCUGGUAAGCCAGUCUUGUGUCUGCACAAACAUCAACCUUGAUAAGCUUGGGGUUGAGCAUCUCGACUUGCAUAAGUAAUGAAUUGUGUUGAUGUCUUCCUCCCUGUCAGACAAGUUUGAAAAGUGGUUGUGGCUUAACUUUGCAUUGUUUUCUCCUAGUUGUACGUGGUGUUUCAAUUGUCUUUAGAGGAUUAACUAACCCUAUGUAGCUUUUCCAGGGAGGCUUUAAGAAGCGUUUCUUGAUCAGCUGGAGUGUAGCAAUGGAAUAAAGAAUGGCUUUAAUGACCUGAUUUUUCAGUUCAGGUUUUGUGAGAAUGUUUUCCUUUUGGGGGCUCGGAAUUCUGCAAGCUAGAAAACUUGCAAAUUGUAAAUGGCGCUGCUCCUAUGGAAAAGACCAAAAAACCAAAAGUUGAUAAGGAAAUGGUAGGUAGGAUGAGAAGGCUGCUGCCAUGAUGAAAGGGAGAUGGGGACAGAGGAGAAGAGUGGAGGGUGGCCGAUGAUGAGUUGAGCCACUUUCUGACUCAGGAAGGGAAAUGUCCUUGUAAAACUGACUACCUCCAUUUUCCAUUCAGUGGUAGAUUCAUUUUACUCGUGUUAACUUCUAAAUCAUUAAACAUAUGAAGUAAAAGAUGUCUCAGGUUUUAAAGAACAGAAUUCAUGGGAAAUAAAAGCCAUUUCAGCAAACAACUUGAGUUGACUGUUUUGGAGAAACAAAAAGGUGUAGAUAGAAUCUUCCGCUAAAAGGGACUUUAAAGAUCAUCUAGGCCAACCCCCUUCCCGGUGCAGGAGCCCCACUAUUAAAUUCCUUUUAAGUAUUCAUUCCACUGUUAUGUGAAUAUUUUCAGUGACAGAGAAUUCACUACCUCAUAAGGCAACUCAUUCCAUUUUCUGAAUAGAUUUUAGAUAGACAAUUUUAAUAUAAUUUCCUCCACUUCCCAGAAAAUUUUAACAUAAUUCCCUCUGCUGCCCACAUAGAAUUAUCCAUGUGUCCUCUUCCUCUCUUUUUUUAGUCACCACGAUAUACCUUCUGGGAUGCACUCUUUCAGCUUACACAUCAAGUAUCAUUUUUGUCCACUUUUAGAAUUCACAAGAUUAAUGCUUAACUGGGCUUCUUUGCUUAAAGUUGUAACAAAGGAAUUUCCGUUCCUUUCCAAAAUAGUUUUAGAGAGAAACAAAAUAAGGUUCACUUGGAUAUUUCACAAUUGGAAUCUUAAAUAUUAAACUUAAGGAGCACUGAUAAAAGAAAAAAAUUAGUUGGUCCUGUGACCUGGAAUGAAUCAUCUAUAUUCUUUUUAGAACUCAGUCUCCUCAUCUGUAAAAUGGCCUCACCUGCUGACUUUGGAGCAUCCAUCCCAUUUUUGGAAUAGACCCAAUUCACAUGCUGUGUUUGAUAAAGCUUGGUGUUGCUUUUAUAGAGCUAGCCUUUCGACCAGGAUGUUCUUAGAAAUGGAAUGGGAAGAAGGAAGAUUCUUGAUCUCUGUUAACAACUGAGCUGGAAUAGACCCCGAAGACACACUUCCUGCAGUGGUCCUGCCUGCCCCGUUGCUUAAAAUGCACUAGCCUUUAGUACCAAUACCUCUUUGACAAUGAAGAAAAAUGUCAGCAUUUUAAUGAAAAACAUUCUACAGAAAAAGGAUUGUUCUGAAGAGGGAACAAACUUAACCUUCAUAAGAUUGUUUGCUUUUUUUGGUGUAAAUUAUAUUUGGGGUAAAUUAAGUCACUUUUGCAUUUUUAAAACAAAAUCAGAGAUUUAAGGGCUAACUUUUUAUUUAUGGGGAUCUGUAAAUUUAAAUUUUUCCUGGGUAAAAUAUUUCUGUAACAUUGACAUAAUAAAAACAAAUUAGAAAGUAACUUGCAUCUUGUAUUUCCUAAGCAUCAACAUUUGUUUUAAAAUCUGGAAAAGGAAUACAAAUGCAAGAAUGAAUUCAGAAGAACAGGUAGUUCCCUUAUUCUGGGACAGGAGUCUGCAAUUCUAUUUUGAGCCUAGCCGAGAGCCCAGUUCUCUAGCCUAUGGCACAAAGAAUUUCGUAGAGAAUUGCAGUGAGGAAGCUACCCUCAAAUAGGCAGGGGAGGGAGUGAGCAAAAGGAAGCAGGAAUAGAGUAGGACUGGCUGAAACUAUCCCAGGCUCAUUUCACGACCUAGGCAUGAGAAUGGACACUCGGGAACCAGCACCGGUAGCCGGCUUACCGACACUAGCAUAUGGUAUAGGAAUGGUAUAGAACUGCUUUUCAGGGCAUCAGCACCAGAUGAAACUGAUGGGCGCUGGCUCCAGGGACUGAUUUUUUCCCUUAUUGCAAGAGUAUAUAGGGAAGGAGAUCUAGGACACUUCUCCAUUUCUCUUAGGGCACCUUUUCCUUACCACCGAGAAGAGAGAAUGGAACCAGAAGUACUUGGUGUGCACUUUACAAGGAUGUUUUUCAGCCUUUGAUUUUGAAAGUCAGUUCCGUUGGCAAAAUUGACAGAAAUUCCCAAUGCAAUGCUCUUUGAUCAGAAGUCUGGUAUUUUAUUUUAAAAUUUCUCAUGUCAACGUCAAAGCAACAAAAUGUUCACUUACACAACUGAAGGAAUCUAAUGAUUAUUAAACCACAAAGGUAGUAUUUUGUUGUACAAGUGUGUUCACGCUGCCCUGAAGGUUUUUGUAGACUAUAUCGCUUUAAAAUUGUUUGUUCUUGUGUAACUAUUUCAUUUUCCUGUUGAUAAAAUUUAAGAAAGCCUUCCAGUGUUCUAAAGAGAGAGAACAUAUUUGGGAUGUAAUAUAUUGCUGGAAUCCAGUAUAGUGUUGAAUUACUUGGAUUAUGAGCAGUAUCUUUCUCUUCCUGGGCUAGGCAGAAUUUUACAGCUAAGCAGCACGAGGACAUCCUCUUUUAAAGGCGAGCAGGCCUCAGACACUUCCUAGUUGUGUGACCCUGGACAAGUCACUUAGUUUCAAUUGCCUAGCCCUUGCAGUUCUUCUGUCUUAACUAAGACAGAUGGUAAAGGUUAUUUUUUUUUUUAAGCGAGCCUAGGGUUUUUCUUUAAAUAUUUAGUCCCAUUUAAACUGGUUUUAAUAUAUUGCUAAACCUAAACAGCAAAAAUCAGACCUGCACAGAGCUUGGUAUUGGAACUAGCCAAAUCCCAAGAGUAUUUAAGGGAAACUAGACAGACAACAAAUAGAUGUGAACUGGAACAAAGCUGCUGACACUUCCAUGGCUGUUGAUUCUCAUGAACAACAAUGAUGGCAAUCGAGUGAACUUCAACAGGUUUACUGGAAUUUGAUAUCCAAUCAAUUUUCUUUUUAUAGUCCCAUACUGAUUCCUUUAAAAGAAAAAAAAUCACCUGUAUAUUGUACUUUUAGCAGUGUCUAGCAUAGUGCUUUAAGGCUAUUAUAGCUAUUUAAUAAAUUUGCUUGGAUUUGUUGAGUGAUUGGCUAAUUAGUUGUAUGAAUUCCUUAACCAGUUUUAAGAUAACUACAAAAUGAGAAGCAUCAUGAUAUGGCCUUAGACCUGAAAUUUCCAUCCUUCUCUAUUUUCAGAUCUUAGUAUUUCCCGGUAUUUUAGCUCCAUUUAAAGAAAAACAAAACAAAACAUUUAAGUUGUUCUAACAGAAGGUUGGAAGAAAAUUUUAGAUCAUGUAAGCAUCUUAAUUAUCUAUAAUUUCAGCCAUAGUAUUAAAAGAGUUGAUUGAUGUAAUGUCUUUUAAAAUUAAAUUAAAUGAUAUAUAGUUAUAUAUCAACAAGUCAUGUACUGAAGAUCUAUUACUCUAGGUGGAGUAGUGCACAGACUGCUGGGCCUGGGGUCAGGGAGACCUAAACUCAAAUCUCAGAUACUUAGUGACUGAGUGUCUCUGGGCAAUCUGUUGGUCUCAGUUUCCUCAUCUGUUCCAUGGGGAUGAUAAUAGCACUUGCCUCCCAGGGUUGUGAGGAGCAUCAAAUCAGAUAAUACUUUGUUUUUUACCUUACCUUCUGUCUUAGAAUCAAAACCAAGUAUCAGUUCCAAGACAGAAGAGGUAAGAGGUAGGCAAACGGGAUUAAGUGACUUACCCAGGGUCACCCAGCUGAGAAGUUUCUCAGAUCAAAUUUGAACCCAGGACCUCCUGUUACCAAGCCUGGCACUCUAGCCACUGAGCUACCUAGCCACCGAGGUGCCCCAAGUCAGAUAUUUGCAAUGCACUUGGUAUACAUGCCUGGCCCACAGUAGGCACUAUAUAAAUAUUAUUAUUGGUCAUGAUGGCGAAGAAUUAUAACCAAAUGUUUUUGAGUCUAGAGGAAGUGAUACAAAAUUCUAAUUUCGUGUAGCUGAUUUUGAAGCCAGAAAUUUGCUGGGAGGCAAAUAUUUGAAAUGCUGCAUUUAUAAAGAUUUGACAACUAAAUUGUAAUUUUGUUGGCAAAUAGACUAAUAACGUAAUAUCUUGCUGGUUGUAACCUCACAGGAUCUCUUCACACAAAAAGGAGAAGUGAUCAGUUAAACAGUCAAUCAGCAAGCAUUCAUUGAGCAUUUACUGUGUGCCAGGCACUGUGCUAAGAACAGGAGUUUCCUUAAUCGCGUCUCAACUCUCUCUUGACUGCAAAAUCCAAAAAUCAAUGAUGCCUUUUUUUCUGUGUGUGUUUUGGAUUCUUCAUACAGAGCACGAAUCACCUGGAAUUUGUUUUCUCAACUCCAUUUUUACCUAAAUUUCUAAAGAAAUCUCCACAUCUGAGCUAUCAGAAAGUAAACAUAUUUGACAGAAAUGGGUUAAAGUUAUGCUAUCUGCAAGAUGUCUUCUCAUGAUAUGCCCUUGACGUACAUUCUUCAAUUGUGUUUUCUAAACACCCUCUGUCUUAGAAUGACUACUAAGGAUGGGUUCCAAAGCAGAAGAGCAGGAAGGGGGGGACAGUUAGGGUUAAAUGAUGCGCCCAGGGUUGCACAGCUCAAAGAAAGUGUCAGGCUGGAUUUGAACACAGUUCUCUAGGAUUGGCUUUCUGCCCCUUGAGCCAUCUAUCUGCCCCAAGAUUGUUGAUUAACCGGGCCCCGUCAUCGUUAUGCAGUAAUAGAGGGUUUCCUCCGAUUCGUGCCAUCGUAAGCAAUUUGCUCAUGGUUAUACUUGUGCUGUCAGAUGAAGCACUUCCACGUUCUUCAUGUUGUGGAAGAUGCGUUAAAAAAAAAAGAGCCAUGAAGAAAAGGUGGACAAUGGUCUGCUUUCAUCUGCCCUCCGACUCCAUCGCUCUUUCCUUGGAGGGAGACAGCGUUUUCCUUGCAAGCCCUCUGGAAUUGUCUUGGAUCACUAUUGCUGAGAGGAGCUCAGGCUGUCACAGUCGAUUGUUCCACAAUGCUGCCAUUACUGUGGACAAUGUGCUGCUGGUUCUGCUUAUUUCACUGCAUCGGUUCAUGUCGAUCUUUCCAGCUGUUUCUGAAAUCAUUCCUUUUAGCACAAUAGCUUUUCUUCACCAUCGUAUACCACAAUUUGUUCAGCCAUUCCCCAAUUGAUGUCAUCCCUUCAAUUUCCAAUUAUUUGUCACCACAAAAAGUGCAGCUAUAAAUAUUUUUGUACAAAUGGGUCCUUUCCCCCUUUUUAUGAUCUCUGUGGGGUUCAGACCCUGAAGAAAUUUUUAAUUGAACUUAUAAACACCAAAUUAAAUGAGCACUUUCCUGUACAAAGAAGUACAUGAGGAUUAUACGUGAAAACAUUGCUUAUCUAUAGUGUUUUUUCCUUAUAAUAAAUUCAACAUGUUACUUUCAAA
Monodelphis domestica (gray short-tailed opossum) is the source of this 9862-nucleotide messenger RNA. RefSeq names its product leishmanolysin like peptidase (gene LMLN). The record is from RefSeq and is a predicted model, not a curated record. Lineage: Eukaryota; Metazoa; Chordata; Mammalia; Didelphimorphia; Didelphidae. Gene Ontology annotation, molecular function: metalloendopeptidase activity. Gene Ontology annotation, biological process: proteolysis; cell adhesion. Gene Ontology annotation, cellular component: cytoplasm; membrane.